This is a messenger RNA of Cornus florida, 2887 nucleotides long. RefSeq names its product protein ALTERED PHOSPHATE STARVATION RESPONSE 1-like. The coding region runs from base 504 to 2744 and encodes 746 amino acids. The transcript has 7 exons. Lineage: Eukaryota; Viridiplantae; Streptophyta; Magnoliopsida; Cornales; Cornaceae. The record is from RefSeq and is a predicted model, not a curated record.
UAUCGCCACACACAUCGAGGCUCCUCCUCGGUGUAUAUUAACUGUAGGAGAUUCUCUCUCUACAUAUAUGUAUACUAUAUAUAUAUAUAUAUAUACACUUUUUCACAUUUCAUUUUCUCUUGGGUUUUUCUUUUCAGUUUUUACCCUCACCGUCUCUGCAAAACCUCUGUUUGAAACCCUGAAAAGUGGACUGAUUCAACAUAGAUGUCAAUACAUUGAUUUGCUGCUAAUUUAUUCUGGUUUCCUUUGACGGGUUAGGAUUUUAUGACUCCACCAACUCACUACUAUGUGCCCACUUCCUCAGCUUUUGCCUUUUUCAUCAUCACGGAUAGUGGUUUUUGGACAUGAAGAACUCAAUUCGUCUUGGGGCAGAAAAGGGUUGCUAUGUUUCGCUCGGGUUUUCAACUUCAAAGCCAGGCUCUGAAGUAGGAGAGGGAUUGUGUUUGGAAGCUUAGAAAAUCUGGUUACUUUCAUGAGCUGGUUUGUUCCAUUCUGAGGGGAAAAUGGGUUCUGUAAGUUCAAAAGCCGAAAAGACCGAUGCUCUGCGACUUUGCAAGGAAAGGAAGAGACACAUCAAGCAAGCUAUUGAUUCGAGGUAUGCUUUAGCAGCUUCUCAUGUUGCUUAUGUUCAAUCUCUUCGAAACAUUGGCAUUGCUCUGCGUAGAUUUGCCGAGGCGGAAGUGCUAUUAGAGUCAUCCAUGUCCACUUCGGCCACUGAACUUGACAAAACCCCAUCACAUUCUUCCUAUCCGUCACCCUCUCCUUCACACAUAGCCGAAGUUUCGGAUUCACCUCUGCAAAAUGGGAGCCCCCUUUCCCCUCUUGUGUCUCGAUUGAGUUAUAUGAGGUUAGGAGGGACUAGUUCUGUGACUGUUAGAGUCAAUCCAUCUAGUUUUAGUUAUGUGGAUGAUAGUGAAUCUAUGUCAUUUUCAAUGCCGCCACCUCCGCCUCCUCCUCCUGAGUGUGGGUCUUCUUGGGAUUUCUUUGACCCCUCUGAUGAUUGCGAGAGCUUUAGGUUUGUGAGACAGGAUGGACUGCAUUUUGAUGAUAUGAGAGUGUAUAGACAGGUCACUGAAGAAGAUGUUGGUUUAGAUGGCAAUAAUGAUGGACUUCAUGAAGGACACAUGACCCCUGAGUCGGAGCAUAAGCUGUAUAAAAUUUCCUGCAAUUCAGCUUCUCGAAAUGAUGGGUGUGAUCGAUUGAUAGCAAACAAUGUCCAUUCAAUUAGAGCUGAAGGAAUUGAUGGUGGUAGACAGACACUUAAUGGUAGAGUGAAACAAUCGGACACUGAACAGUGUGCGAAUGUUCCAGCUGGAUCUUUGAUAGACAAAGCUGCUUUGAAGCAGUCGAGCUCCAAGAGGGAUAGGAGUGUGGUGGACAAAGACAUACAUGCAGUAAGAGAGGAUCCUUCAGAAUUCAUUACCCACAGAGCUAAAGAUUUUCUCUCAAGCAUAAAGGACAUUGAGCAUCGUUUCUUUAGAGCAUCUGAAUCUGGCAAGGAAGUUUCCAGAAUGCUUGAGGCGAACAAAAUCCGGGUUGGAUUUUCAGAGGCAAAAGGGAGGUCAUCAGCAUCAACUUUAUUGGAGGCUUUCCAGCUAGUUUGUUGCCAGAGAGAGACUGCACUUGUUUCUCGAGGUAAAUCUCGAGAACCUCCACAACAUAUGGCAAAGAUUAUCACUUGGAACCGUUCAACAUCUUCACAGUCAUCUUCAUCAAGGAAUCCUCUUGCUACAGCGUCAAGAGAUGACAACGACGACAGUGGAAGUGAUUUUGCUGAAGAGUUCUGCAUGAUAGCAGGAAGCCACUUCUCUACUCUGGACAGACUGUAUGCAUGGGAAAGGAAACUCUAUGAUGAAGUAAAGGCCAGUGAGUCAAUUAGGAAGGAGUAUGACCUGAAGUGUAACCAGCUUAGGCACCAGUUUGCAAAGGAUCUUAGUGCCCAAGUGAUUGACAAAACCCGAGCAGUGGUGAAAGAUCUUCAUUCACGAAUAAGAGUGGCACUUCAUGCCGUUGAUUCAAUAUCAAAGCGAAUUGAGAAAAUGAGGGAUGAAGAGUUGCAGCCACAACUUGUAGAACUGAUUCAAGGAUUAAUCAGGAUGUGGAAGGCCAUGCUUGAAUGCCAUCACGCACAGUACAUAACAAUAUCAUUAGCAUACCAUGCUAAAAGCUCAACAGGAACUCCCCAGGGAGAUGCACAGAGGCAGAUUAUGUCUCAGCUCCAGCAUGAGAUUGAUUGCUUUGGCUUGAGUUUUGCAAAUUGGAUCAGCAGCCAUACGUCAUACGUGGAAGCUCUCAAUGGUUGGUUGCAGAACUGCAUCUUGCAACCACGAGAGCGAUCCAAGGGCAGAAGGGCGUUCUCCCCUCGUCGUGUUCUGGCCCCACCUAUAUUUGUUCUAUGUCGUGAUUGGUCAGCUGGGAUCAAAGAUUUGCCAUCUGAUGAACUUAGUAAAUCCAUCAAAGCCUUUUUAUCUGAUCUGCACCAUUCAGCUGGGCACCAAAUGGAGGAAUUGCAGGACAAACAAAGAACACUUGAUGCAAGCAACAAUGAGGAGUUGGAAAGUAAAGACGGUGAGAAGAAUGAUGAUAGGUCGUCAAAGCUAUGCUGCAUACAAGCAAGUUUGACAAAGGUUCUUGACCGACUCACCAAGUUCUCAGAGGCUUCACUGAAAAUGUAUGAAGAUAUUCGACAAAAAAGUGAAGCAGCUCGAAAUGCAUAUUCGAACUACAAGCCAGCUAGAUACUGAUGGUAAUGUAAUUAUAAAAUAUACAAGUGCUUCUUAGUUGUUGGUUGGAAAUAUAUAUUUGUAAAAUUGAAAGUUGUUACUGAGCUAUUCAAUCCUGUUGCAGCUUGACAGAUGAGUAUAAUGGUUCUUCAAUCUUUAUGGUA